GACAAUAUGAAAUACCUUAUUGUGUCUUCCAUCCUAGUGAUUUUCCUCCUAACUUCAUCCUUGGCCCUGACGACCAUCAGUGACAGCCAUCCUCUGGAUGGGUCUGUGGGGACCCAGAGCAUCCAUGUCAGUGCCGUCCGAGGUAUGGUCAGCAUCCGAGACAACAAUGUUUUGAGUGAAUGGGAUGGACUCGUGGACUACAAGAAUGAUCUCUUGGUGGCUAAGAUAUAUAGCAAGAUGGCUUGUGUCUUGGCCAAGAUGGACCAAGCUGUCUUCCCAACUUUGGAUGACAUUAGCAAGGCCCUGGACCCCCAGGGUUCAAAGCAUUAUCCAUCCACUCGUGGCCUGACCUACACUGUUUUACCCAACCGGGUCAAGAACUUAGCACAGUAUGGAAUGCCCAUCAAGGACAUGUGCCGAGAGGUCCCUACCUACUUUGCCCAGCAGCGGAAAGAAGGUACCGCGCUGUCAGUGGACCCUGAUUCAUGUUUUGAAGUCCAACUUCUGUACUUUAUGGGCCUCUCCAUCUGCGGGGAGAUCCCUGGGCUCUGACCCUCCAGGUCCGCCAUGUGGAGAA
This is a messenger RNA of Eptesicus fuscus (big brown bat), 577 nucleotides long. Its product is annotated as gastrokine-3-like. The transcript has 6 exons. Bases 7 to 552 code for a protein of 181 amino acids. Gene Ontology annotation, biological process: regulation of cell population proliferation. Lineage: Eukaryota; Metazoa; Chordata; Mammalia; Chiroptera; Vespertilionidae. The record is from RefSeq and is a predicted model, not a curated record.